GCCAGAGACGGUUGUGCAGUUUUAAAAAACUCAUCCCGCCCCUCCACACACAAACAACCCUCCCCUCUGAGCUACCUGAUCCCUCCCACCGGAACGACCUGAACUACGUCAUCAGUAAAGCUGUGAUCACCGGUAGUAAACAUCGGAACGGAGAUUUACCAUGUCGGACUCACAGACCUCCCAUGACAGCACACCUGACUCUCCGGACGUGGGUCCUUCCACGCGCCCACCUAGACGAAGGGGGCAGGGCGCAACACGGUCUGCUGAAGGACGGGGGCGAGGUGCCCGAGGCCGAGGUGCCCGAGGCCGAGGUGCCCGAGGCCGCGGAUCUGGUCGCGGUUUGACCCUAAAUCUGUCUCCAGAGGAUAUUCAACGGAUGCAGGAUCUCCAGGCGCAACGCAUUGAUUUUGAAGAUCGAUUGAUUGGGAGGUUGAGCAUACAGCAAUCACACCAGAUGCUCAGGGAUAUUCUACACCAUGACCCCUCCCUGGUGUUUGAUUUGAGGCUUCGGACAUCAGAAGGGGCUCCACCAGUCCCACCAUCCACAGCUGCUGCUCCCUCCUGGUGUGUGUGUGCAAGGUGUCGGGAAAUGCCCACAGACCUGGAAAGGAAAUGUUGUCGUUUCCGACCUGAAGAGUGCAUUUCCACCAUGCCCCACAUGGAAAUCUUCAUCCUCAUGGAGGGUCAUCUGCGGAUGGCUCGGAGGCUGUGGAAUGACAUCAGGGCAGUAGAAGAUGCACAGACCCCAGGGGAGAGCAAUAGACAAUUCCGCCAUGCAGCCUACAGACAGUGGGUUGUGUGGCAGUAUGGAUCACUAGGGAGUGGACGGCGUGUGGUGGUACCCAGCUGCUGUGUUUGGGCCAUCAGGUACAGAUUUCCAGAUCCAAAUGGACAUUAUGUUGGAUUCAUCCCAAGCAGGGUUUGACACAGCUAAGUGUUGUGUUUAAAACUUCAAUAGGACAGAGUUUUAUUUUUUAAAUUUGUUUCAGGCAGGUUACUUGCCUUUUAUUUAUUGUGUUUUAAAUUUCAAUAG
Paramisgurnus dabryanus is the source of this 1033-nucleotide messenger RNA. RefSeq names its product P2X purinoceptor 7-like. Gene Ontology annotation, biological process: monoatomic ion transport. Lineage: Eukaryota; Metazoa; Chordata; Actinopteri; Cypriniformes; Cobitidae. Gene Ontology annotation, molecular function: purinergic nucleotide receptor activity; ATP binding; monoatomic ion channel activity. Gene Ontology annotation, cellular component: membrane. The record is from RefSeq and is a predicted model, not a curated record.